AAACUUUAGGCUGGAACAAUAAGUUCAGUAUGUAAAUUAUGGCAUUUUUAAUCAAUUUCAUUUUUAGGGUUUAGUUCUCCUUUAAACUUAGCGGGACAACUAUUUAUCCCCUUUAAACUAAAAGAGUUUGGCAAGUCUUAUACUGUAUGUAGGAAAUAAUUCACAUAGCAAGGGCUGGGCAAUAUUGUCUUAUGGUAAGGAGGAGACUGAUAAUCUGAAGUGAGCCAGUCUGUUGUUCAAACAUUGUGUAUCUGCUGCUCUGGGUGCAGUUCAUUUCACUCUGUGUGCUCUGUGCUAGUCUGUUCUGAGAUCAUGUACUGCUGGGGAGACAACUGCUUUGGACAGUUAGCUGUAUUAGAAGAGGAGAAAGAAGUGGUGCAUUUUAAGGAAAAUGAUUAUUUUCAAAAGAAGGAAUCUGUUCAGAAAGUGUCCAUCGGUGAAAAGCACUCCCUUUACCUGCUGAAAGAUGGUACUCUCCUUUCCUGCGGCCAAAAUCCCUAUGGGCAACUGGGCAGGAAGGGCAACAACAGUCGCAUCGAACAAAUCAGUUCAUUGGAGGCCCAAACCGUUGUUGACGUGAGCUGUGGGACAAAUCAUUCUGUGGCCAUGUGUGAUGAAGGCAAUAUAUACUCGUGGGGUGACGGAUCAGAAGGUCAACUUGGAACUGGAAAAUUCAGUUCAAAAAACUUUACACCCAAAAGAAUAACUGGACUUUUGAACAGAAAAAUAAUACAAAUUUCAUGUGGAAAUUUCCAUUCAGUUGCUCUUGCUGAAGAUGGCAGAGUAUUUUCAUGGGGACAGAAUAAAUGUGGCCAGCUUGGCUUGGGCAGCCAGAUCAUCAAUCAAGCAACUCCUCAGCUUGUGAAGUCCCUUAAAGGGAUCCCGCUGGUUCAGGUGACAGCUGGUGGUUCCCAAACCUUUGCUCUGUCCAUGUCGGGAACUGUUUUUGCGUGGGGAAGGAAUAAUGCCGGACAACUGGGUUUUAAAAAUGAUGCAAAAAAAGCAGGCACCUUUAAACCAUAUGCUGUGGAUUCAUUAAGAGACCUUGGUGUUGCCUAUAUUAGCUGUGGUGAAGAACACACUGCUGUUUUGAGUAAGGAUGGCAUUGUUUAUACGUUUGGAGAUGACACUUAUGGACAGCUGGGGCAACAGUCUGGGAACCAAACAUCAGUCCCACAGAAAAUAGAAGAAUAUAGCAGACAAGUUUCCCAGGUUGCCUGUGGAAGGUACCACACUCUACUAUAUGUCUUUACUUGUAAUCGCAUUGUCUCAUUUGGGAAAGGCUCACAAAGACAACAAGGCAAUGCUGAGUCCAGUGACCAAGCAGAAGCAUCUCAGCUGCCUUCAGCAUUUGACAUCAGUAGUUUAGUUCCAGCAAAUGAUUUAAAGGAUGUAAAUGUCAAAUGGAUCUUUGCAGGAAAUAAUGUCGGUUUUGCAGUUUCCUUUUCUCAACAAGAGACCACUGAAAGAAUUUUAUUAAGCGACACUUUUAAACCCAUUCUUCGACUUGACAUUCCGAUAGUUAAAAAGUGGAUGAAAGCACAUACUGGAAGUGAAGAAUACUAUAUAGCGAAACGGGAAAUAUGCAGAAUGUUUUCUUCAUCUGCUUCCGUAACAGCUGGUUUUAUAAACCACAGGUCUUCCACCACUUCUUCAGUUUCUUCAAUAGUUGACCUUGUGGCUGCAUCAAAUGUAUUUACAGAGUUAAACAAAGAUAGGAGGAUUUCUGAUAUUAUUUGUUCCUCCAUUAGGAAUGACCUCAUUCCAGAGCUUGAGUCUCUUCCUUUGCAUUUUGAGGCAUUUGCUGUAUUCCUCUUACUUCCAGAAUGUCCCUUGCUACAUGACCCAAGCAUCUGUUUGUCAUUGACAGUUCCACUUGCAAAGGCUAUCAACAACAUGGGUGAAAGUUCUUUGAAGAUAUUAGGGACAUUGUGGUCAUGCUUGCAAGCAACCUCCAUGACAAAGCAAAUCCAGUUACUUAAAACCGCUGUGAUGUUAUCAAUAAAAGGCAUUCAAGCAGAACCUGGCACUAAAGAUCUCCUACAGAUGCUAAAGAAGCUCUACAAGGCUAACCUGAAGAGCAAUUGCAUCGUACCCAUAAACACAUUCUGCAUGAAUGAACUUUGCCCACUGAUUUGGCUUCCUUCCGACGUUAACAAUUGGCGUCUAUGGCAGUCUCAGCCUGAGCCUGAUGAAAAGGCCUUUCCUGCUAUAUAUUGCCGUUUUCCAUUUGUCUUUAAUUUCCCCACUAAGGUGCAAGUACUUGAUUUUGAUUCAAUGCAGAAAAGAAAUACUGUAAUACUUCAGGCACAGAAACAACUUGUACAGAACAGACUGCAGGGAAGGAGCGACCUUCCAGAUAUACCCUUUUUACAUCUCGUAUUAAGACUUGACCAUCUGGUAGAAGAUGCAUUGCAUAAGCUGAGUAUUGUGGAAGACCCAAACCUGAAGAAGGACUUACUGGUUGAAUUUCAAGGUGAAAGUACGCGGGAUCCUGUUACAGUCAAGAAAGAGUUUUUCCUGGUUCUGUUAGAGAGUAUGGUUAAUCCUGAUUAUGGAAUGUUCAGUUGUUCUGAUCCAUUGUUACCCAGAUGGUUCCCAAGUACUCCAUUAGUGGAAAAGAAAAAGUAUUUUUACUUUGGCGUGAUAUGUGGCCUGGCAGUCUAUAACCAGACAGUUAUUUAUCUUCCCUUUCCAUUGGCACUGUUUAAAAAGCUUUUGGAUAAAAAGGCAACUCUGGAAGAUUUAAAAGAGAUACAGCCAACCAUGGGGAGGGGCAUGCAAGAUUUACUAGAUGCUGACAGUGCAGAGAGUAUGGAAUUGUAUUUUUGUUUUUCCUGGGAAAAUAAAUCCACUGACUUGAUACCCAAUGGAGGAUCUGUACAGGUCAACAAUUUAAAUAAGAAAGAGUACGUUAGCAAGUGUAUUGACUACAUAUUCAACACGUCUGUGACAGAAUCAUUUGAGGAGUUCAAGAGGGGAUUUUACAAGGUCUGCGAUAAAGAUAUCAUUUCAUUCUUUCAGCCAGACGAGCUGAGGACUGUUGUUGCUGGGACUGCAAAUUAUGACUGGAACACUUUUGAAAAGACUACAAUUUAUCUUGGCAAGUACAGGCUUGAUCACCCAACUAUCAAGAUGUUUUGGAAGGUUUUCCAUGCACUGUCCCUGGAAAAAAAGAAAGGAUUUCUGAUGUUCCUUACCGGAAAUGACAAGCUCCCCGUAUUUACAAGCGAUAACGUAGGGAUGAAGAUCUCUAGAUUUGGAGUUCCUGAUGAAACACACCUUCCAGAAGCACAGACCUGCUUUCACAUGUUAUUUCUUCCUGAGUAUUCCAACAUAAACACUCUGAAACAAAAGCUGCUUUUGGCUAUAGCCCACAACACUGGAUAUGAAAAGAUCUAAAAUGUGACUAAGCAGCAGAAAUUGUAUAACAAUUGUUUUUUUACCAAAUGAAACAAAUGUCUUUCGGCCAUUACAUGAUUUUGGAAAUACAAAUCAUGUAAUGGGUAAAAGACAUCUGCUAUAUUGUGGUAUUUUUUCUCUUCUGAUUACAAAAUCAAUAUUAUCUACCCCAAAGCUGUCUGGUCAGUGAGUUGAUGCUUUUACAAGAAACCAGAGAGCAAUGACUAUGGCAAAAGGGCAAGACAUCAUUGGGGGCCUACACAGUAUAUCUUAACUAUUAUCACUCUCAGGAUUUCUGAAUGCACUGCUGUAGAGGCAAGUUCUUGAGAAGUCUCCAUGUGGUGUCAUAGGCAGGUGAUUUGCUACUUUGUGACAUGUACAGUAGUUUGUUCUUGGUUGACAUGGAACACCUGAUUACCAUCACAGUCACUGAAAUUAUUGUUUUUAUACUUCAUAAAGAUGUGAGUUAUCAGUUGGCACUAUUUAUCAGGGCUGAAACUAGGGCUAGGCAGAAGAGGCACCUGCCUAGGGCACUAUGAUAAGGGGCGUUGGGCAGGUACCUGUUAAAGGGUCCUCUGCCUACUCCUAGUCUGUGUUCGGUUUCCCUUCUCCUGCUCAGCUCUCCCCUACCCAGCAUGUUCAUCCCAUUGUCACCGUGGCCCAGUAUGGCAUCAUUGUGCUGUGCACGCACAUUCAUGUACACACACAGGGUUGAAAGAACCAAGGUGGCCAGACAGUUUUCCUAGGGCCCUGCUAUCUAUUUUAGUUUUUUUAUAGUGAAAUAAACGCUUCACAAUAUUUGUACCCACAAACAACAAAAAAUAUUGCCAAUUCAACUUGUAUAAAUUGCUUAAAUGUUCCUGUGUAAGUUUCUUUGAAUAAUUGUUGCAAAAAGAUAAGGUGUUAGUACCAAAAUAUAUAAGCUCAUGUAGCAUAUCAAAUCAUCUGAUUUUAUUUUCUGCCUACUGGUGUACUAAAGGGACAUUAAAGGAGAACUAAACCCUAAAAAUAAAUAUGGCCAUAAAUGUGUGAAAUGAGUGUCAGUGACACUCACAUGCUCAGUGUGCCCGAGCAGCUGUAGAGAAGCUAAGCUUAGGGGUCUUGGCAAAUUAUUAAUCAGAAAUGUGAUGCUACAGGACUAAUAAUUACAUUCUGAUGCAAAAAGCCUCAUUUUCAGACCUGCCAUACACUAUAAUCUGCCUUAUAUUGCGACAUUUAUAUUCUAUAUAUACAGUUGGUCCCUAAUCUCAGUGAAUCAGCAGAAAAGAAGAUGGGGAGCUACUGGGGCAUAUUUGGAGACACAGAUCUUCCCUGCUAAAGGGCUGUGGUUGCCUCGGGCUGGUACAGAAGCUCAGAACAUAUGUAUAACACUUCUGCCCUACUUCUUAAGUAAAGCUUUAGUUCUCCAUUAACCUCCUUGCAAUAAUGCACAAGUUUAGUCCUAGUUCUAUUUUUACAGAAAUUAUUCUAUUUAAAUUACUGUUUUCAUUCUCGUAAAUUUUGUGGCCUUAAGGGCAAUGGGACACAGUAAGAUUGAUUGCUUGCGGUUAAAUCUCAUGACGUACCAUUGCCCUUACUAGUUAUGCUGUGUUCCUGGUUAUAAAUAAAUGUGCUUCUAUUAACUUAGUAACCUAAAAGAUGCUGUAGAAGUCAAUGGGAAGUGUAUUUUCAACAUUCAAAUAAAGUUGUGAUUUCCCAAGCAACUCUUGAGUUUGUUUUGCCUAUUCAAAUCCUUUUUUGGAAUUUUUGCAAUAAAAUUAAUUGACUUGACUGUUUGACAGACGUAAAUAUAUCUAUGCAGUUCCAUAUGAAUAAUGUUCAAAAAUUUCACAUGAAAAAUAAACAAUAAACAAGAAAUGUUAAACAAUUA
Xenopus laevis (African clawed frog) is the source of this 5272-nucleotide messenger RNA. It is a transcript of the gene herc6.S, whose product is annotated as HECT and RLD domain containing E3 ubiquitin protein ligase family member 6 S homeolog. Gene Ontology annotation, cellular component: cytoplasm. Gene Ontology annotation, molecular function: ubiquitin protein ligase activity; ubiquitin-protein transferase activity. The record is from RefSeq and is a predicted model, not a curated record. Lineage: Eukaryota; Metazoa; Chordata; Amphibia; Anura; Pipidae. Gene Ontology annotation, biological process: protein ubiquitination; ubiquitin-dependent protein catabolic process. The transcript has 23 exons. The coding region runs from base 313 to 3402 and encodes 1029 amino acids.